Molecule: messenger RNA, 438 nt
Organism: Raphanus sativus (radish)
Lineage: Eukaryota; Viridiplantae; Streptophyta; Magnoliopsida; Brassicales; Brassicaceae
Product: secreted RxLR effector protein 161-like
Exons: 1
Coding region: 1-438 (145 amino acids)
Source: RefSeq, a predicted model, not a curated record
AUGGAAAUGAAUGCUAAAUUCUCUAAGUCACCCAGUGAAAGGAAUGUCGAUGAAAGGGAGUAUCGACGAAGCAUUGGUUGUCUUCGAUAUUUGCUGCACACUCGCCCUGACUUAUCAUUCAGCGUUGGGGUGCUUAGUAGGUAUAUGCAAGAACCGAAGGAGUCUCAUGGUGCAGCAUUAAAAAAAUUACUGAGAUAUUUGCGUGGAACAUGUUCUCUUGGGCUCCAUUUCUUGUGUGGAAGAAAUUUGAAGCUGGAAGGUUACAGCAACAGUUCACAUAACGUGGACAUCGACGAUGGGGAGAGUACAACAGGCCAUGUAUUCUAUCUUGGAAAUUUUCCUAUAAUAUGGUGUUCUACGAAGCAAGAAAUAGUUGUGCUACCAAGUUGUGAAGCAAAGUUUAUGGCCGCUACGGAAGCCGCUAAGCAAGCCAUCUGA